UAAUAAACAUGACUUUACCAGUUUACCACCCUUUCUGCUGACUCCCAAUCCUGUCAAAUCGCUUCUUUGGAACUUUAUCUGCCCAAGUAGCAAUAAUGCUCAACCUCAUUAAUUAGGCUUAAAACUCCAACAAGAAGGCAUGUUGGUGUAAAUAAGUUAAUGGCAUGCACUUUAUUGAUGUAUCGUGAGUUCAACAAAAGGACUAGCCUGUUAAUAGUAAAAAAUGAAAUGUUCUAAUUGUAAUUAACAUUCUCCAUUUCGAUUGUCCUGCAUUGUCAAGUUACAUAUUGCAGCAAGCUUCCUGCACUACAUGGCACACUUACUAAAGCCAUAAAGUAAUAAAGCUUUCACUUUCUCAUCAAACAACCUUGUCUCAUCAUUUUCCCUGUCUUAAACUCAUAUUCUUCACUCCCCAAAUCGUCCAGCCACCAAAAUCUAGCUCCCUUUGUUCGCAUGACAAUGUAGCAGGCAGCAGGCACUUCUCAGUUUCAGCAUAUCUCACCAAAAUCCUUCAAAAUCGUUUCUUUGGUUUGGAAAAAUUAUAAUCAACCAUGGAGAUCCAUUACCAGUCGAAUCUUCUAUCAUUGUCCAACUUUCCAUUGCUACUCUCCAUCUGCUUGGCGUGGCUCUGUCAAAACAAUAACCUGAAUACCCAACUAUUGAGCACUUGGAGGGGGACUUGGAGACCGCCAUGAAUGUAUUUUUUACCACAUCGUUGGGGAAGAUAUAUCCAUGCCUUCACCCAACUAUAUAAUAGUGGGUGUCACUUAUUAAAACAUCAAGUCUAGAAGAGUUCCUAGUUGUUGGCCAAUGAAAUGGGCCGCAACUUUACUUUUAUUCUGGCCCAGUGGAAGCUCCCUUUGGGGAUUCUAUCGAGUUGAGCUCAUAAUCGAGCAAAUAUCAAGCUGAGCUCGAGUUGCUUGAUUUUUUCAUGAGCCGAGCUCGAGCUUGGUAAGUCAAAGCUUGUGACGAGUUGAGCCGAGCUUGAGAUGAGAAUUUGGGCGUUGAGCUAGCCCAAAACUCGAUUAUGCUCAGGUCAUAUGUAGAGCUAGUCUCCGCCCCUCACUUGCUCCAACCUCCACAUUUACAGGCACGCAUGAUGCUAUAUUGGAAUAUAUGUGUUUGAAUCUUGCUUUUUAUCAUUAUCGGUUCGGUUUAUGUGUUUCAUUAAUCAACACUAGGGCUGAUAUUCGGUUAACGGAUUAACUGGUAACCGUACCGGUAACUAGCGGUAACCGGUAUACCGUUAAUCGGGAGCUAUUGGUAUACGGUGACAACAUUGGAGCUGUCGGUAUACCGUCUUCUAUCCGGUUAAAAACCGGCGGUUAGUCAGUAUACCCGGUAAACCGACUACGCAGCCAUCGCAGAAAGGAUUUUUCCUCGUCUCUCGACUCUGUCUCCACUCAGCAAUCUCUCCCCGUCUCCAGACUCAGAGAUUUUGCAAGUCCCUCACCGGCCACUCGUAUUAGACCAGCCCCAACUCCAGUUGCGAAGGAAAUCAGUCAACGACCACCUUCCGCCCGGCGGAUUGAAAGCGGUGGCUUUCUCAAUCCAGAUCUAAGACCGACAUAGGAUGGCAAUGAUGAAACACGCGCUGGAUGGAGACAGAGGAUUCCAUCGAUUGUUUCUGCGCUUGAGCAGCAACCAUACACUAUUUCAAUUGAUGAAUUGAAAUCUCGAGGGUUGAAUAUGAUUUCGGCGAAUCAACAAGAUUGCCUCUCCAUUGCAGCAGCGGCAACGACAGGUGGGGAGAUUGAGAAAGAGAGGAGGUGGGCGGCGAUUAGAGAAGGGAAGUAUUUGGAGGAGAGAACUGGAGAGUCGAAGAGAUGGAGAUUGGAUUUGCACGCGGAGGGAUUUGAGGCAGAGCAGCCGGAACUAAGGUGGGGGAAGAUUCCGAUCGGAGGUUGGUGGGGAGGUUUGCCCAGGUGAAGAGGAUGAGCAUGCCUACGGAGAGGAGGAAGAGGAGUCGAAGUCGAAGGCUUGCUGAGGAAAAGCUUGGAAGAGAGAACUAGGGAGUCUAAGAGAACUGGGGAGUCGAAGGCUUGCGACAGGGAGAGGAAGAAGUUUGAUGGUGGCGAUUGAAGUUGCCGGUAAUUCGGUAACCGGGUUGUUAACCGUUAGCUGGCUAGUCGGUACCCAGGUUAACCGGUUUCCACCCGGUGUCGGUUGUCGGCAGCCAUUUGGGAGGUUUCGGUAUACCGAUAAUCGGCUAACCGGUUACCGAUUAACCGGUAACCGUACCGAUUACCAGCCCUAAUCAACACAAAGUAAAAUUUUGUUUUUGGG
Linum trigynum is the source of this 2286-nucleotide messenger RNA. Lineage: Eukaryota; Viridiplantae; Streptophyta; Magnoliopsida; Malpighiales; Linaceae. The record is from the annotation of a GenBank genome assembly.